AUGAAGAAGUUAACCGAGUAAACCAUGAAAUAAAUAAUUUAACAAAUUCAAUUAUUGAAGUUCAUAAUAAGAAAUUCUUUAUUACUCAUAAGCUUUCAUUGACUAUGAUAGAUGGUAAAGUGGCAACAACUUUAACUGGCAGCUCUUCUAUGUCCGUGUGCUUCAUAUGUGGUGCUAAGCCAACGGAGAUGCACAAUUUAGACGAAUUGGCAAUCAGAGCAAAUUCGGGAGAGGCUUUAAAAUUUGGUAUUUCACCUCUGCAUGCGCGCAUAAAAUUUAUGGAAUGCAUAUUACAUAUCGCUUACAAUAAAAGCUUCGCAGCAUGGCGAACAAAUAAAGAAACCACAAAAAUAAAAGAACAAGCCAAGGCCACAAUUCAAAAAAGACUUAAAUUUGUAUUGGGAAUAAAUGUUGAUGUGGUUAAACAAGGAAUGGGUUCCAGCAACAAUGGGAAUACAGCUCGACGAUUUUUUGAAAACCCUCAAAUUACAGCUGACAUAACAGGAGUAAAUGAGCAACUGAUUCAUCGGUUCAAAAUUAUAUUAUCCACAAUAACUUGCAGUCAGGCAAUAGACGCUGAGAAAUUCCAAAUAUAUUGUAUAGACACGGCAAAAUUGUACAUUGAUUUGUAUGGAUGGUACUACAUGCCCAUCACAGUGCAUAAAGUUUUGAUACAUGGUAGCAAAAUUGUAUCUGAGGCCAUUCUACCUAUAGGAAUGUUAUCAGAAGAAGCGCAGGAAGCGAGGAACAAAGAUUAUAGACGUUAUAGGCUAUAUCACUCGCGCAAGACUGGGCGCUCUUCUACUAACGAAGACGUAAUGCAUCAUUUGUUGAUAUCCUCCGACCCAUACAUCAAUUCAUUUAGAACGAAAUUGAAGCUUAAAAAAUUAGAUUAUCACGAAGAUGUGAAAAAGUUGUUAAUAAAUGAAAUAGAGUGAAACUGUAAAAAUUUUUGUAUUGGAGUUGUAUGGGGGGUGGGUGUUACAGUGGGCGGAUUUUCUUCAUAUUUGCAAAACAGCAUUUAAUAGAUGUUAUAUGCAUUUUUGCGAAAAAUAAACAUUCUAGUUACAAAUUUACAGAAGAUAUGGCAUUUUUGAAAUAUCAUUUGUAUGGG
This is a messenger RNA of Rhagoletis zephyria (snowberry fruit fly), 1114 nucleotides long. RefSeq lists its product as uncharacterized. Lineage: Eukaryota; Metazoa; Arthropoda; Insecta; Diptera; Tephritidae. The record is from RefSeq and is a predicted model, not a curated record.